ACAAUUAACACACAGGUAACAAAAGCCAACCAUUAGAUUGUCAAACAAAUUCAAAGCAAAAACAUACAUCCAAAUGGAAACCAUGGUACUAGCUUAAGGUAUUUGUUGACAGAUGAAAUUGAACAUAAUAAGAGGGCAAAAAAAGUAAGGGAGCGAAAUGCAAUAUAAAAAUAACAUGCAUUCGUUAAGACAUGAUCAGGAACAGAAAAUGCAUACGAUAUGGAAUGCAUGCUAAAUUAAAUAAUUACAAUUCUACAUGGAUAAAAAUGGAGGCCACCUAUUUUAGAAAUAUUCAUCAUGGAAACAAUAGUAUAAGACGAACAUGCCUACUCUGAGUUAAAUAGAACAAAUUUCUGUUUUACUAUAUAUCAAGUAGUGUUUUUCUUUCAUUUUGUCUUUGAACUAUGAAGCUCCUUAACAUUAAACAUAAUGUGUAGUGCAUAUGCCUGCAACUUAACAGAAAUGCUUAUCAAAUAUAUUGAUAUGAAAUGGCCAAUGUUUUCCUUAUACCAUUAAUUAAGUUUGUUGUUUUUUCUUUAAUAACCUGCCAAAUGCCAAUUAAUAAAAAAUUGCAGUAUUGCUACCGAACUCUUCGUAAUUUAUUUAUUUUAUACUUUCGGAAAGAAAAAAAUUAAAUGCAAAUACAAAAUCUGAAUAUAUUAUAAUUUAAUUCUAGUUUCCUUGUAUAAACCUCAUUAAGUUAAAAAAAUUCAGAGUAAAGAAAAUAAACUCAAAUGCUGAAUACGGGUGAUAAGGGGCCAUCAUUUCCUACAUUUAAUAUGGCCUUUUCUGAUUUUUUCCUUUUGUAUAUGGAAGGCUUGUAACCUACCCCUCUAUAAAAUUGUGAAUUCAACAAGCACUCAUCCACAACAGAGAAGUGACGAAAUAUUUUUUGAUUUACAGUUUUCUGCAACUAUGGAGAAGAACAAAGGCAGAGACUGUGGGAUUUGUGGUAAGUUUUUCUCCAGUGGGAAAGCCAUCGGAGGCCACAUGAAAUCUCACUUAGUCAUACUGCCGAUUCCUCCAAAGCCUGAAACUAUGAAUCAAGCACUAGACAAUUCAGCCGAUUUAACCCAGCCUCCAAUUCAACCCACUUCCUCACUAACUAGCCUUCCCGAAAAGAAACAAACACAUGAUUUCCGAUCUAUGAAACGCAACUUCUUUACCUUCUCUGCAAACUCAAACAGAGAAAAUGAAUUUGUGUUCAUCCCUAAAAUCCCAACCCGCAAAAGAUCCAAAUACUGCAGCAAACUUAAUGCAGUAGACAAUACAAAAACUCAGCUAGAACAAACAAAAUCAAUACUUGACCCUGUUGCACUAGUAAUUGCUGAGAUUUUGAGUACGAUUAAAAGCAAAGAGAGGAACAAACAAAUCAUAAAUGAAACCAACAAAAUGAAGGCAAAAGACAGUGCAGGCAGUAACGAUGACUCCCUUGUUCAAGCACACUCUCGAGCAAGGUUCAUAUGUGAUAUGUGCGGAAAAAUGUUCGGAUCGUAUCAAGCUCUUGGGGGGCACAAAGCAAACCAUAAGAAAACUAAGAAUCCAUCGCAAGAAGGUGGUUACUCUGAUGAUGAAAAAAGUGACAACAAUGGUGAUUUUACAGAUCAGAAACUUUUUCAGUGCCCAUAUUGCUACAGAGCGUUCAAGUCUGCCAAAGCGGUCGGUGGACACAAGAAGGUACACUUUCCCAAUACUAUGGUUGCUAAUGCUCGUACCAGUGCUAUUGAUUUUCUAGGUGUUCGGUAGAUCUCAAUAUUCAAGCUCCUAGAGAAGAUGAAGUGGAUAGCCACACCGGUAUUGAAUUUUCCAGUCCCCUGUGAUGAUACUUCAGUCUCACAAUGCGAUUGCAGAGAUAAGAAAUUACAGACUUAAUUUGUAUCUCUGUACACAGUUAUGAACUGUGUUCAGAUCUGAACGUUAAGAACUAUAUAUGCUUUCAAUCAUUUUAAGGUUUAACAAUUUGACAUUGUAGGUCUAUAUUUAUAUUUAUGUAAGAGAGAUCUUUGUUUUGAUUAUCAUUUAAGUGUUCUUGCCCGUAGUUUCUAUCUUCUUUGUCUGUUAGUUCAUGUUGCUUAGGGGAACUAUUUCUCCAUAUCUCCGUAACUGUGAAGCAUGAGUACUUUUAAGAUGGUGAAGUACCCGUACCGAGUACUUACCCGGUACCGAUACUCGUACCAUACUCAUGGUUACUCGUUUUUUCUUCAUUAUUCCUGCGCAAGUGAAAUUGGUGAUUUUUUUAUACAUUAAUAUAAUAUUAUUUAUGCAUUUGAGUUUUUUUGUUGUUGUAACCUAACACAAUUUUUGACUUUUUAAACUUUAAUUAUGAUUUUGUACGGUGAAUUGAACAAUUUAGGUCUCUUAGUUAAAUUAUAUAAAAAAAAAGUCAUGAUUUUUAUUGAUGUACCCCAUACUUUAAUUUUACUUAAAAUACUAAUCCUGUACCCAUACUCGUAUCUGGUACCGUACGCGUACCACCUAUGCAUCAUAGCUCUGUAAAGACCAAAAUAAUCAUAUUUACUUUUGUUUGCGCAUGUAUGGUUUUAGAUCAAACUUCACCAGCUCCUGCUUUGUAUUUUUGAAUGCUGGUGAAAAUGUAGAAAGCUUAGGAUGACAGGCUUCUCUAAUGGGACAUUAGAAAUCUCUAAUUGCCACAAGGCCUGUAUUUAUGAAAUAUGACUCCCCAAACUAUGGCUUAAAGUUAAACUAGUGGACUCACAACCGUAUGAUUAGGCUCAAGUGGUUAAUGAGUUUCAAUUAAGGACGAAUACAUCAUGAGUACCCAAGUUCAAACCUUGACUGAAACAACUUUACUAACCUUUCGGUCGAACUCUAGAUUACUAGGACCCCUUUCCCUUGGAAAAUAGAGAGUUACGACAAAAAGCAAAUGGACUCCCAUGUAUUAUACAAAGGAGUAACACACAUAUCACACAUAAAAUGCUGAACAACAAUUGUAAACAAAGUUUCUUUGUUAUUAUAUACUCGUAGAAGCUUUGACAUAAUUACAAGUAUUGUCAAUGUCCUUAUUACUUAGAUACAAAAACAUUUCAAAUUUCUUUGAAUCUAGGAAGAUAACUUUUGUUUAAACUUUGAGUUGAACCAUAGGAAAGGUUCAGUGCCAAACUGCUAGGCAGAUGCUCUGAUAUGGUUUUCUAGGAGAGAAAUUAAGAUUUGAUGAAUUAUUCCUUUUUCAAAAUUUGAAAGCUUCUGUGAGUUCAUCUGAUAGCUUGCAAAGAGGCUCGGUGUAAGAGAAAUAGCUCAGAAAUCAUGAUCCGACAAAAGCAGUAUCAGAUCUAUCCCCAAUAGUUUAGAUAUGCCAAUAUGAUUCCAAAAAUAACAAAACAGAGAUACCGGAUUAUGCAAAAGUGUGGCGCCCUCUAAUGGGCCCCAGGUGAAUGAAAAAAACGAAGCAGACAAAACUGUACAGAUGGCAACUAUUUCAAAUAAUAAAACGAGGAAAAAAGCAAAACCCAAGCAGUUGAGAAGGCGGCUGAAUGGAGUCAUAUAGGAACUGCAGAUGUAUAUGUUGCAUGUGUGCGCGCGUGUGUGCGUGUGCAUGUGCGCGUUACACUAAUUUAUAGAUUCUUAAACAUAAUACCUAAAUUGAUGAAUAUAGAUAGAUACUAGUCAGUGUUGUCAGUAGCAUAUCACGGAAAAUAACGGUUUGUUCAAAUUCUACUACACAACAAUGCUAUAUAUAGCACCGCUAUUUGACAACGUUUUGUACUAAAUAGCAUAUUGCUGAAAAAUAGUUAUUUGUUCAAAUUCCACCACGCCAUAGCGCUGCUAUAGCCAUGAUUUAAAACUACUAAUACUAGUAACAUAUGGCAUAUGGACAGAACGGAAUGGAACUUCAUAUUUUGCUCUGUUCUCUUUGGUUCCAUCAUUUUUUAGUGAAAUCAAAAUUCGUUACUUCUUUUACUUUUUGUCGAAUUUACUCUGUUAUGUUCUAAAUUAUUUAUGAAAUGCGACCUAAGGUUACAUUGUAGUUGCUCUAAUUACUAUAGUUUAACUGAUACUGAUACUAUACCACGUACAAUUAUCCUAUUUACUUACUACACUCCCUGCCUUUCUGUUGCGGGAAAAUAAAAAUAUAAUACGGAAGGCCCUAGAGGACCGAGAUGCAGGACGCCAAUUGAUGAUGAAAAAAAUGGAUUUCUCCAUGAUGUGUCAUCUAUCAAUCUCUGCUCAUGCCUAACGCAACUUUUAUUAGUUAGAGUUUUAUUCUUUGAUUAAAGAAGGAAUGAGAUAGAGAGGGAUUUUUCAGAUUAAGUUAGAGUUUCAAUUUUUAACAAAAAAGUAAAUGGGGAGAGAAGGAAUUAUGAGAUUUUAUUUUUAUUUUUAGGAGAAACAACG
Cicer arietinum (chickpea) is the source of this 4353-nucleotide messenger RNA. The record is from RefSeq and is a predicted model, not a curated record. Lineage: Eukaryota; Viridiplantae; Streptophyta; Magnoliopsida; Fabales; Fabaceae.